Messenger RNA from Centropristis striata (black sea bass), 2141 nucleotides. It is a transcript of the gene sfxn2, whose product is annotated as sideroflexin 2. The record is from RefSeq and is a predicted model, not a curated record. Gene Ontology annotation, cellular component: mitochondrial inner membrane. Lineage: Eukaryota; Metazoa; Chordata; Actinopteri; Perciformes; Serranidae. Gene Ontology annotation, biological process: monoatomic ion transport; serine import into mitochondrion. The transcript is spliced from 12 exons. Gene Ontology annotation, molecular function: monoatomic ion transmembrane transporter activity. The coding region runs from base 513 to 1475 and encodes 320 amino acids.
AUUUCAAAUAUACGCCAAUAAUCAUGUUUAAUUCAUCAUGUUUAAUGCGUAAUUCUGGGGACAGUUCUUGUGGAAAGACGUUUAAAUAAGCUAAUAUUUGUUGAAUAUGAUUUACUUCUAUAGAGACGCAGAACAAACCACAUUGUCAAACAGGUAAAUAGCUAGCUAGCUUGUUAGCAUAACCAGUUUCACAGAAGCCGUAAAGUCCAAAAGCUUCUUGACUACAUUUUCUUUUUAGCCAGGGAUAAAGAUACAGCGUCGGGGUUCGGUUUUCGCCGGUUCACGUCGGGAUCUGCCCCAUCCCGUGAUUGGAGGACGGCAUGCCACGUGCACACGUCUCCUCUGUGUCCCAGCAGCACACUUGAUUACCUGUCAGGUCUCCCAUUGAGGCGCUUUAAGGAGAAAUCUCACUAAGGUUUCAACCCGAGUCACCUCCUGCAGAGUGAACGGAGGUCGUCCACAGACUUUAACUUUUUAAUGCAGUAAGUCGGGACUGCUUUGUAGCAACCACGAUGGCUUUGAGCUCGUUCGACAUCGACGCACCACGAUGGGAUCAGUCCACGUUCAUGGGUCGACUGAAACACUUCUUCAACAUCACAGACUGGAGAACGGUGGCCUUACCCGACUCACGAUUGGAUGAAGCCAAAGCUUUAGUAGAAAGCUGCAGGGCAGGAUCCAUCCCACCGGGCACCACUGAGGAGCAGCUCCACUACGCUAAGAAGCUGUACGACUCCGCCUUCCACCCAGACACCGGGGACCGCAUGAACCUCAUCGGCCGCAUGUCUUUCCAGGUGCCUGGGGGCAUGGCCAUCACCGGCUGCAUGCUGCAGUUCUACAGGACAGUUCCCGCUGUGGUGUUCUGGCAGUGGGUGAAUCAGUCCUUCAACGCUCUGGUCAACUACACGAACCGUAACGCUGCCUCCCCCAUCACUCCCAAGCAGAUUGGAAUCGCGUACGCCACAGCCACCAGCACGGCGUUAGCAACAGCAGUCGGACUCAACCUUUACACAAAGAAAGCUCCUCCUCUGGUGGCUCGCUGGGUCCCGUUUGCAGCGGUGGCAGCAGCUAACUGUGUUAACAUUCCUAUGAUGAGGCAACAGGAAAUUCUGAAUGGCAUCGCUGUUACGGAUGAAAAUGGCAACAAACUGGGCCACUCUAAGAAAGCGGCGGUGAAAGGAAUCACUCAGGUGGUCAUCUCUCGAGUCACCAUGGCUGCACCGGGGAUGAUCAUCCUCCCCAUCAUCAUGCAGAGGAUUGAAAAAUACAAGUUCAUGCAGAGAAUCACGUUUCUCCACGGACCGAUUCAAGUGAUGAUGGUGGGAGUGUUUUUGGUGUUCAUGGUGCCUGCUGCCUGCUCCCUGUUCCCUCAGAGAUGCUCUAUCUCUGUGUCGAAGCUGGAGCCGGAGCUGAGAGCCUCCAUCACGUCUCAGUACGGAGACUCGGUACAACGUGUCUACUUCAACAAAGGCCUCUGAGAGGGAGAGGGCGUCCGCUGCUAGCCACACGAGACCCAAAACAUGUGUCUUUAUGUCUUUAUCUUCUAAUUAUUAGUCAGGAUGAAGCCUUGUUUCCUUACACCAUCAAAUCGGUGCUUUUUUUGAUCAAUCAUGUUGCCUUUUUUUCUUUCUUUUCUUACGUUAAACAGAUACACGGGGCACUGUGUACUCCUGUUGAGAAACCAAAUGAUCUCCUCUCAGGAAAAGCACAUUACUUGGUCGUAAAUUCUUGUUAGUUUGUCCCUCGUGGUCUGACUCUAGCUGUUUGUCUGUGUCUGCUGCCCUGCGUUACAAUCUGUGCCUUCAACAAAGCAGCAGGAGCAACAACACGGCUGGAUCUUAUUUUCUUUUAACCAACGUUGGCUUUACUGUGAAACCAGAAAAGUACUUCUAUGCAUGGGUUUAACGGUCAUUCUAUGAGUGUGUGUGAGUGUGUGUGUGUGUGUGUGUGUGUGUGUGUGAGAGUGUGUGUGUAAGUUUCUGUGAUAAAAGUGGAGGAUACUGCCCUCUUCUGGAGUACGACUUGUUUGCAUGAUUUAUCUCAAAGGUUUACAAGUCAGAUUGUGUCGCUUUGUGUAAACUCAGACUCGCCCCACAAAUCCUCAGUAGAAGCUGGAAUAAAACCACACAAAUGUGUCAAAUGUA